GCGGUCGCCGGCGAAGUGGUGCGCACGACCCGCCGCCGCCCCGAGAGCGGGGGGCGGGGAGGAGAGGGCGGGGAAGAGGAAGAAGAAGAAGCAGGGUGCAGCGUAGCGAGUCCGGCGGCCGCCGCCUCCCCCCCCGCCCGGCCAUGAUCAAAGCCAUCCUCAUCUUCAACAACCACGGCAAGCCGCGUCUCUCCAAGUUCUACCAGCGCUAUAGUGAAGAUACACAGCAACAAAUUAUCAGAGAAACUUUCCAUUUAGUUUCGAAACGUGAUGAAAAUGUCUGUAAUUUCCUAGAAGGAGGAUUGUUAAUAGGUGGAUCUGAUAACAAACUAAUUUACCGACACUAUGCCACCUUGUAUUUUGUCUUCUGUGUGGAUUCUUCAGAAAGUGAGCUUGGCAUUUUAGACCUCAUACAAGUAUUUGUGGAAACACUAGACAAAUGUUUUGAAAAUGUCUGUGAACUGGAUUUAAUCUUCCAUGUAGACAAGGUCCAUAAUAUAUUGGCCGAAAUGGUCAUGGGUGGAAUGGUUUUGGAGACCAACAUGAAUGAAAUUGUCACUCAGAUUGAUGCUCAAAAUAAACUGGAGAAAUCUGAGGCUGGUUUAGCAGGAGCUCCAGCCCGGGCUGUUUCAGCUGUAAAGAAUAUGAAUCUGCCAGAGAUCCCAAGAAAUAUUAAUAUUGGUGACAUCAGUAUAAAAGUGCCAAACCUGCCCUCUUUUAAAUAACAUGGCUACUCCAGGUAAUACCAAGGAAGAAAUGUAAUAGAGAUUUACCACAUAAUUGUUUACUAAAUAAACGAUAUGUCUAACUUUUACUAUUUGGAUAAAACUCAAAGUAUUGUAUAGACAUAAUUUGAAAAAUCAGUUUGUGGAGUUGAAUGUUGCUUUUUGUUUUGUUUGUGAAAUUAAAGGAAAUGGGUAGUUACCAUGUGAUUUCUGAAUUACAUUCCUAUGCCCUUGUAAGGCAUAUCGCUAUGUCUAGGCUGCUGCAGUGUUUUGGGAAAGUAUCUGAGAUGUUCUUUACUUUGUAUAACCUAUAAUACUGAGAAGGUUUUUUUGUGUAUUCUCUAAGGUCUGUAAGUAGUGCAUUCCUUAACUACUUCUGCUGUUUGUCACAAUUAUUUAAGACUUAAGUGCAAAUGUUGCAUGAAACAUUAAACUCUUGUUUAAAUAAAAUAGUAACAAUCUGGACUUCUAAACACCUGUUUGUCUGAAAUCUCUUUGCAAUAAAUCAUGUUAUUUCCUAUUCAUGGAACCAAUUGACUAAAUAUAAACCCUGUUGUAGCAAGCA
Molecule: messenger RNA, 1290 nt
Organism: Phalacrocorax carbo (great cormorant)
Lineage: Eukaryota; Metazoa; Chordata; Aves; Suliformes; Phalacrocoracidae
Source: RefSeq, a predicted model, not a curated record